This is a messenger RNA of Pneumocystis jirovecii RU7, 4293 nucleotides long. RefSeq names its product cleavage/polyadenylation factor CFT1. NCBI's taxonomy places the organism in Eukaryota, Fungi, Ascomycota, Pneumocystomycetes, Pneumocystales, Pneumocystaceae. Gene Ontology annotation, cellular component: mRNA cleavage and polyadenylation specificity factor complex; nucleus. The transcript has 16 exons. Gene Ontology annotation, molecular function: protein binding; nucleic acid binding. The record is from RefSeq and is a predicted model, not a curated record. Bases 1 to 4293 code for a protein of 1430 amino acids.
AUGUCGAUGGUUUUUACGCCUCUCACGGAGACAACUGCUGUAGAAUAUGCUUUAGCGGCACAGUUUACAUCAAGUGAAGAAAAUCUGAUUGUUGGGAGGUCAAAUAGACUGCAGAUCUAUUGUCUUUUGAAAGAACAAAAGGAAUCAAUGGUGUAUUGUGAUAAAUUAGAAGAAGAGGGGACAGAGACAUAUCUUGGGGGACGCCAUGAGAAUUUUCUUGAUUCAAAUGUGAAGUUAGAGCCGUCUCGGCUGGAGAUGGUGACAUCAUUGGUCCUUAUAUAUGAAACAGAGUUGUAUGGGGAGAUUACGUCUAUGAGCAAGGUUCGUACGAAAGAUUAUGAAAUAACAAAGAGAGAAUGUAUUUUGGUAUCUUUUAGAGAAGCAAAAGUGUCUCUUUUGGAAUGGGAUAAGGCGAAUUUUUGCAUUUCAACAGUAAGUAUCCAUUUCUAUGAAAAAGAAGAAUAUCGGUCGUCUUUGUCACUUGAAUUUAGUACACAAUUGGUUAUGGAUCCGUCUUAUAGGUGUGUAACGCUUAGAUUUUAUCGGGAUAUGUUUGCAAUCAUUCCUUUUCGCCAGAAAGAUAUUCUUUCUUUAGAUGAUGAUAUAAUGACGACAAAUACCCAAGAUAUAGAGUCUUCUCAAUCACCAUAUUAUUCAUCCUCUGUUAUUUCUUCGAAACAAAUGCAUGAAGGGAUUUCACAUAUUGUUGAUUGUGGUUAUCUUUACGAUUAUCGAGAACCUACUCUUGCUAUUCUUUAUUCCGCAUUUCAAACGUCAACAGGACUUCUUCCAUAUCGUCAAGAUACGAUGAGUUUUACGGCAAUUACAUUAGAUCUUCAACAAAAAGCAUCAACUGCUAUUUAUACUGUUGAUAAGCUUCCCUAUGAUUUGUUUAGCGUAUUACCUCUCCCAAAUCCUAUUGGAGGUACUCUUCUUAUUGGAAAUAACGAGUUGGUCUACGUUGACCAAGCAGCACGAGUUAAAGCUGUUUCAGUAAAUUCUUUUGCGAGGAAAUGCACACAUUUGGAUUUUAUUGAAGAUUACGAUCUUAAUUUAAGACUUAAUGGAGCUGUAGGGGUAUAUUUGGAACUAUUAGAUGAUCAACCUGGUGCUGUUUUAUUGGUUAUCGAGGAUGGACGGUUCGUUCAGGUUGGGUUUAAGUUAGAUGGAAGAGUUGUCAGUUCUCUUUCAGUAAAAAUAUUGGAUCAAAGUGUUAAAAAUGAUUUUUUGAAAUCAGAAGCAAGCUGUAUAGUUUUAUUAAACAAUGAACAAUUGUUUAUUGGAAGCAAAGUCUCUAAUAGUGUAUUAUUGGAAUGGAAAAGACAAAGCGAAAUUGCAGAGAAAUUAUUAUCAGAACCUCGAGUAAUAUUUGAUGAAGAUAGAGAAGUUUUAAAUGAUUUGUAUGGAGAAGAUUUUGAUAUUGUUGAUACCAGUAGUAUUUUACAAAGAAAUGGAGUUUUUGGAGAUAUACAGUUUCGUUUAUUUGAUACUUUAUAUAGUUGUGGACCUAUUGUUGAUAUGACCAUUGGGAGAUCUUUUUUGUCCUAUAUGGUAAGUACGGAUCAAUAUGUUCUUGACUUAGUAGUAGCUACUGGGAAAAAUAGAACUGGUUCUGUUAGCAUUUUUAAGAAAAGUAUACAACCUGAUGUUAUUGGUGGUUUUGGACUUCCCGGCUGUUGUGGGCUGUGGACUAUUUUUCUUAGAAAUUUUGAUAUACAAGGUUUUGUAGAUGAAUCGUCUACUUCAAGAAAUAAUUUAGAUAAUUAUUUUUUUGUUUCAAAGUCAAAAGAAAGUAUGAUAUUUACCGUUGGUGAAAGUUUUGAUGAAAUACAAAAUACAGAAUUUGAUACAUGUGGGAAUACUAUAGAAGUAGGUACUAUUUUUAAUCAUACAAAAAUUCUACAAGUAUCAUGCGAUAGUAUUAGAGUUUAUAAUACUGACAUAUUUUUAACACAAUAUAUUUCAUUAUGUGAUAAGGAUGAUUCUUUGAAUGAAACAAUUGUUUAUGCGUGUAUAAUGGAUCCUUAUGUUUUUUUAAAGCUUAAAAGUAAUAAGUUUUUUAUAUUGUUUGCUGAGCCAGAAUCUAAAGAACUUGUUCAGCUUUUUCUUCCUGCAAUCUUAAAAAAUGAAAAAAUAGUUUCGGCGUGUUUUUUUUCUCCUCAAGGAAUUAUAAAUCAGAAUUUUUCAAAUUAUUUUGUAGAUGAUUUAUCUAAUCAUAUUAAAUAUGCAUUCCCUAAAAAAAAGGAAUCUAGCGGAAAUACCAAUUCGAAAUUUCAGGAGAUUUCCAUUAAUAUUUUUGAUGAUGCAUUUAUAUCAAAAUCUUUAGAUUUUUUAUCUAUCUUUUUUUGUUUUAUUUUGUUUGAAAAUAAUGAAUUUAAGAUUUGUCGUCUUCCGUCUAUGGAUUGUGUUUUUAAAUCCAAUUUUUCUUUAUUACCUAGAAUUAUUCAAAAUAAUUUUGAUGAUGAAAAUAUAUAUGAAGUUUAUGAAAAUAAAGUUCAGGAAAUAUUGGUUACGAAUUUGGAUAGUAAAAUGGAUGAACCUUAUAUAUUGGCUCGUACUGAAUGGGAAGAUGUAAUUAUUUAUAAAGGUUUUCUGUAUACUGAGGAUGAGUCGACUUCUUUUCCUUUACGUUUUUUAAAAAUUGAAACACUUAAACUUACAACAAGCAUAUCUGCAUUUUGUAAUUAUCAAAAUCAUGAUAUGCAAUCUAAUGGGUCGGAUAAUGUUAAAAAUAAUGUUUAUUCGCUAUCUGGGAAAUCUAUGAUACCUUUUUCUGGUAAGAAUGGUAUUAAAUGCGUCUUCGUUGCUGGUGAGCUUUCAUAUUUUAUUAUUAAAACACCACAUUCAUUACCACGCAUAUUUUGUGUAAAUACAAAAAAUAAAAUAAUGAAAUUUUCUUCUUUUAAUGCUUUGAAUUAUGAAAAUGGGUUUAUUUAUAGUGAUUCUGAGGAUGUUAUAAAUAUUGGGAAAUUAAAUGAUGAUUUUAUUUAUGAUGGGUCUAUGGCUAUAAAAAAUGUAGCGAUUGGAAGAACAGUUAGUUCUAUUGCAUACCAUGUCUCGAAACAUGUUUAUGCUAUUUCUACUUCUGAGCUAGAAGAUUAUGAAGUUUUAGACGAAGAUAAUAUGCCUAUGUUUGAUCAUGAAAAUGAUUCUAGUGUUUCUUCUAAACUUCCUCAUGGUUUUUUGGAAUUAUUAUCCCCUAGAACAUGGGAAAUAAUUGAUAGAUAUUCGUUUGCUAAAAAUGAAGCUGCCAUUACUGUUAAAUCAGUUAACCUUGAGGUUUCUGAAUAUACUAAAGCCCGUAAAGAAUUUAUUGCUGUUGGUACUGGUAUAUUUCGUGGAGAAGAUUUAGCUAUGCGUGGUGCAACAUAUCUUUUUGAAAUAGUUGAUGUGAUACCCGAGCCAAAUAGGCCUGAAACAAACAAAAAAUUGAAAUUGGUUUGUCGUGAAGAAGUUAAAGGUGUUGUUUCUACAUUGUGUGAUAUAAAUGGUUAUCUUUUAAGUGCUCAACGACAAAAGAUUAUUGUUCGAAGUUUGGAAAAUGAUGAUAGAUUAGUUGGAACUGCAUUUAUUGACUUGAAUAUGUAUGUUUCUGUAGCCAAAAAUAUACGAAACAUGCUUUUGUUCGGAGAUAUUAUGAAAAGUAUAUGUUUUGUAGGGUUUUCUGAAGAACCUUAUAAAAUGGUUCUUUUUGGGAAAGAUCAUAGUUCUUUAUCUGUUUCAUCUGCAGAUUUUCUGGUAGAUGAUGAACAUUUAUAUUUUGUCAUUGGUGACGAUGAUGGGAAUAUUCAUGUUUUUAAUUAUGACCCUGAGAAUCCUCAAUCGUUUUCUGGUCAGAAAUUGCUUAAACGUGGAGAUUUCCACGUAGGUUCUCAUAUAAAAUCUAUAUUGAUGCUUCCUAAAGAAGCAUUUCCUCAGAACGUAAAUGAUAAAGAAGAAACUAGGGCUUCUAAAAAUCAAGAUUCUUUAUGUUUGUGUGCUUCUCAAGAUGGAUCUAUGGGUGUAUUAAUUUCGCUUCCUGAAAAAACAUAUAGACGACUUUAUUUUAUUCAAGGUCAGCUUAUUAAUACAGAGGAUAAAGUAGCCGGUUUAAACCCUAUUUCAUAUAGAACCUCUACCUAUGUUAGUAAAACAUCAAAUCCUGCUCGUGGAAUAUUAGAUGGAAAACUGCUUUAUCAAUAUAAUAAUCUUGAAAGAAAUAAACAGAAGGAUAUGGCUCGUAAAUCAGGGAUGCCCGUUGAAACAAUUAUUUAUGAUCUUUUGAAAAUUGAUCGUUCACUUGCUUAUUUAUAA